UCUCAACAUCCACAGCCAAACACAAGAUCAACAACUAGCAACAAAUAUGAGAGCUGGUGGUUGCACAAUAUAUCAAUCUCUCACUCCAGAGGCAGCAGCUAUAAUCGAGCAAGCUAUAGCCUUAGCUCGCCAUCGAGGCCAUGCUCAGGUCACUCCUCUUCAUGUAGCCAGCACCAUGCUCUCCUCCUCGACUACCCUCUUUCGCUCAGCCUGCCUCAAAUCUCAUUCUCACCCUCUCCAAUGCAAAGCUCUCGAGCUUUGCUUCAAUGUCGCUCUCAACCGCCUCCCAGCCUCUUCUUCUCCAAUUCUCAUUGGUCUCCACGAUUCGAAUCGCCAUCCUCUAUCACUUUCCAAUGCCCUCAUUGCCGCCUUUAAGAGAGCACAGGCUCAUCAGCGGCGAGGAUCUAUAGAAAGCCAGCAACAGCCCGUUUUGAAUAUUAAGAUCGAAUUAGAACAGCUCAUAAUCUCCAUACUGGAUGACCCUAGAGUGAGUAGAGUCAUGAGGGAAGCUGGCUUCUCCAGCUCCCAUGUGAAAGCCAAUGUAGAGAAAAAUUCUAAUCCUAACCCUAGUUCUAGCAAACCAAAGGAACCAAUCAAACCAAUUAGGAUUCCAAGUCCUGUAAUGACUGUUAUUGAAACUCUAGCGAGCGGUCAUCAUAAGAGUGUUGUGGUUGUGGAUGAGUGCUUAGCCUCCAUUGAAGGAGUUGUCAGAGGAGUGAUGGAUAGGGUUGAUAAGGGUGAGGUUCCUGAAAUUUUGAAAAGACUACAGUUUAUAACAUUUCCACUGUUCUCAUUUAGGAAUUUAAGGGGAGAGGAAGUAGAGCACAAGGUAAGGGAACUGAAAUGCCUUAUGAGGAGCUGUUGUGUUGGGAGAGGGGUAGUUUUGUACUUGGGAGAUCUCCAGUGGGCUGCUGAGUAUAGAGCAACUGCUCUGGAAGAAAAUGGAAGAGGAUAUUAUUGUCCAGUUGAGCAUAUAAUCAUGGAGAUUAGGAGCUUGGUUUGUGGAGGGUUUGGAGGGGAGAGUGGUUUAAUUGGAGGGAGGUUUUGGGUGAUGGGGAUUGCUACAUACAAGACUUAUGUCAAAUGUAGAGUAGGGAGUCCUUCUUUGGAGGCUGUUUUGGGUCUGCAUCCAAUUACUAUCCCUGCUACUAGCUUGGAAUUGAGCCUCAACUCUGACAGAGAUUCAAAAAGCCUAUCCAAGAGCAAGAGAAGUGGAGAUGGACUUAGUUGGCACUCUUUGCUAGAAGAUGGAGCAGGAAACCAGCUUGCUUAUUGUGGUGAUUGUUCUAUCAAAUUUGAGAAUGAGGCUCUAUCACUUCCUAAAAUUUCUAGCAGAAGUCAAGGCUCAAUGAUCACCUCAAAUCUACCCUCAUGGCUCCAACUGUACAAGGAAGAGAAUAAGAGAUCAACAAGUAACCACAAGGAAUCUAAGUGGAGCUCCAUAUGCAGAACAACCCACAAACACCAACACCACUCCUCAGAGAUCACCCUCCAUUUCUCUUCUUUAUCUCCAUCAUCUUCUUCCAUUUCUUCCCAUGAUCAGCCCUUCUUGAGCUUGCAGUACCAGUCCAAACAUCAACAGAAAGAAGAUCCCAACCGAAACCCUAACUCAACUUCAUCUAGUGACACCAUGGAAAUGGAGCGUCUCUCAAAGUUCAAGGAGCUCAAUGCUGAAAACUUGAAGAUAUUAAGCAAUACACUGGAGAAAAACGUACCAUCCCAGAAAGCCAUAAUUCCCGAGAUUGCCAGCACCAUCCUACAGUGUAGAUCAGGGAUGAUGAUAAGGAAGGAGAGAUCGAAGUCGUCAAAGAGAAAGGAAGACACAUGGUUGUUAUUCCAAGGUCGUGAUGUUGAAGGCAAAGAGAAGAUUGCUAGGGAGCUUGCAGGCCUCGUAUUCGGUUCUUACGCGAAUCUUGUUUCUAUCGAACUGUGCAGUUAUUCACUUACUAAAUCUGGUUCUACUGAAGAUUUUAAAAAUAAACGGUCUAGAUCAGAAGCAAGCCAUAGUUAUCUUGAGAGAUUAUUUGAAGCAGUUUGUCAAAACCCACAUCGGGUUUUCUUGGUUGAGGAUAUAGAACAAGUAGAUGCGUACUCUCAAGUUGGUAUCAAGACAGCAAUUCAGACAGGAAAAAUUCGAAGCUCUAAUGGUAAUGAAGUUAGUAUGAGUGAUGCUAUUGUUAUCUUAUGUUGUGAAAGCUUUGACUCAGGCUCAAGGGCUUGCUCUCCAUCUAUCAAGCAGAAAUUGGAUAGUGAAGAUAUAAAUGUUCAAGAGUCUGAAAAGGAGAUGGAGUCGAGUAGUUGCUUGGAUUUGAAUCUUUGUGUAGUGGAUGAGGAUUUGGAGGAUAACUCUUUUGGCGAUACAGGGCUCCUUGAAACAGUGGACAGGGUAUUCUUUCUUAAUGAUCACAAUGAUCUCGGUUCUUGAUUUUCAUGUUGAACUAUUUUUUUGCCUUUUCAAGUUUUCUUGUAAAUUUCAAAUGCGAAUAGAGAAUCCAAUGGUCUAUGAGAUCUUGUGCCAUUGAGAAAACACUUGUACAGGUGAUUACCUAAGAUAUAAUUGCUAAGUAUGUUACCUUUUU
Molecule: messenger RNA, 2579 nt
Organism: Asparagus officinalis (garden asparagus)
Lineage: Eukaryota; Viridiplantae; Streptophyta; Magnoliopsida; Asparagales; Asparagaceae
Product: protein SMAX1-LIKE 3
Exons: 3
Coding region: 47-2425 (792 amino acids)
Source: RefSeq, a predicted model, not a curated record